Prunus avium (sweet cherry) is the source of this 748-nucleotide messenger RNA. The record is from RefSeq and is a predicted model, not a curated record. NCBI's taxonomy places the organism in Eukaryota, Viridiplantae, Streptophyta, Magnoliopsida, Rosales, Rosaceae.
CAACUUAUGAUCAUCAAAGUGGAAGCACCAAACGGACAUAUGGCACCUGAGGAUUUAGUUCAAGGAUUUGUAACAAGCAAAGUUGAUGUUUACAGUUUUGGGGUGGUUAUACUCGAAAUUGUUAGUGGGAAGAAAAAUGCAGGAUACAAAUUUAACCAUGAGAGUGAGUAUCUCUUGGACAUGGCUUAUGUUGCAUAUAAAAAUGGAAGCCUCGUGGACUUGGUGGAUAAAAAUUUGUCCGGCAUUUAUGAUGCAAAACAAGCCAUCACCAUCUUAACCUUGGCUGUGAUGUGCACGAGUAUAUCUCCUACUCUAAGGCCAAGAAUGGCAGAUGUUGUAAGUAUUCUUGUUGGUGAGAAAACCUUUGAGCAGAUUAAUCCGCCUGCUGUGGAUGAUCAUCAGCUUAAUGUAGCCAUGGCUCGUGGCGAAUGUACCAAAGCUGAUUCUUCUACUUCCACAGACGUGACCUCAAGGGCAUCAACUUCAACUAAAUUAAUCAAGGGGAUAGAUGAAACACAAAAUUCUUCUGCAGAAACCUGUCUCGAAAUAUUGGAAGAAAGUCAGACCUCGCAUUAAACAUGAGUCCUAUUUGGAUUGUGUGAGAGAAGUUACAGUCAGUUUGGUUUAUGUUAGAUCUAUUUAAAAUUGUUAGGGUACGUCUUUAUGGUUUCAAUUGUUUUCUAUUUAAAGCGUUGUAUUGUAUUUUCUGCAUUUGUAGUUUUUUGAUGGCAAUAUUAACAUAAUUUAA